AUGUUCAGCAUUUGGAGAACCUUCAACAACGUUGUCUUCUACCUCACGCUGCUUGUGGGCAUUGGGGGCUUGGUGGGGAACGGGCUGCUCCUCUGGCAGUUGGGGUUCCACAUCAAGAAGGGUCCCUUCAAUGUCUACGUGCUCAACCUGGCCGCAGCUGACUUCCUGUUCCUGGGCUGCCAGCUGGCCUUCACUGCCGUCCAGGAGGCCCUGGGAUCUGACAAGCUCUACUUGGCAAUCACCUUCCUCUGGUUCGCGACGGGGCUCUGGUUGUUGGCAGUCCUGGGAGCUGAGCGCUGCAUCUCCGACAUCUUCCCCAGCUGCCACCAGCGCUGCCGGCCCCGACACACCUCGGCUGGGCUCUGCGCGCUGGUCUGGGCGCUGACCCUGCCCGCCGUGCUGCUGCCCGCCCGCGCCUGUGGCCUGCUUCGAGAUGGCACUCGCUUUCUGACCUGCAUCCGGUACCAGGCGACCAGCGCCACCUGGCUGCUGGCCCUGGUCGGUACAGCCUGCGGGUCGGGCCUCAUCCUGUUCGUGUGGGUCAGCUGCUGCUCCCAGCGCCCCCGGCCACGCUUCUAUGGCCUGGUUCUGGCCUGCACGCUGCUGCUACUCCUGUGUGGGCUGCCCUUUGUCCUCUACUGGAUCCUGCAGCCGCUGCUCAGCUUCCUGCUGUCCAUGUUCCUGCCCAUUGCCACCCUGCUGGCCUGCGUCCACUGUGGCGCCAAGCCCCUGGUCUACUACGUGCUGGGCCGACAACCCGGAAAGCGAGAGUCCCUGAGGGCCAUCUUCCAGAAGGCACUAGGCGAGGUGGACGAGCGGGGCCCUGCGGGGCUGUCCCUGCCCAUGGUCCAUAUUACUGACAGCGGCCACCAGGAGGCGCUGCGGCUCCACAAAACCGCCUCAGGGCUGAGAGAGCCGCCCACAGACCCUCUGCUCAUUCACAGCCCCCAGGCUCUCCGGAGGCUGCCUGUGGGAGCCCAGGACUCAGCCCCCUUCGGAACUGGCUGGCUGUUCAUCCCACCAGGGGCCCCAGAGGACACGAGAGGAUUUAGGGCCGAGGAGCCCUGGCUGUUUCCUGAGCUGAAGGAUAUUGAGCGGGGCUGCAGCCAAGAGCACCUCAGACAGGAAGGGGUGUCAGCAGACCACACCCAGUCCCCUCAGCCCCCACCAUUGACCCUGGACGGCCCAGCCCCUCAGGCCCUUCCCCUGCAUGACCCUGAGCAGGCCUUUACCCAGACCUUGAAUAAAGUAGACCUCAACCCAUCUCCCAAGCCAGACAAUGGUUCCCAGGCCCCAGCCCUCAGUGAGGAAGACAAAGACUGCAACCUCAUCAUCCGGAGCCUUGGGAACAGGGUUGUCCUGGGGUUGCUCCAACGGGACCCAAGAAAACUUGGUCAUCUACACGCAGUGAAUUUUGCCCUCAGUAUCUCCCAGGCCAGCCUGGCAUCUCAGCAGUGGUCCAGUAUCCUGGUGGCCUGCGUCUGCUGGCAGCCAUCGACGUGGACCACCGGCUACCUGUGUAUGCACAGGGAAAGGGACCCUCAGACUGCAUUGCCUCUGGACGUCAGCAGGGGCCUGAAUUCAGCUGGACAGAAGCCCAACAUGCCCCUGUUCCAGGUGCUGAGGGUGACCAUGACCCCAAUGUGCUGA
This is a messenger RNA of Chrysochloris asiatica (Cape golden mole), 1650 nucleotides long. RefSeq names its product MAS-related GPR, member G (gene MRGPRG). Gene Ontology annotation, cellular component: membrane. Lineage: Eukaryota; Metazoa; Chordata; Mammalia; Afrosoricida; Chrysochloridae. The transcript has 5 exons. Gene Ontology annotation, biological process: G protein-coupled receptor signaling pathway. The record is from RefSeq and is a predicted model, not a curated record. Gene Ontology annotation, molecular function: G protein-coupled receptor activity. Bases 1 to 1650 code for a protein of 549 amino acids.